Molecule: messenger RNA, 3463 nt
Organism: Manis pentadactyla (Chinese pangolin)
Lineage: Eukaryota; Metazoa; Chordata; Mammalia; Pholidota; Manidae
Gene: PPP4R2
Product: protein phosphatase 4 regulatory subunit 2
Exons: 9
Coding region: 210-1454 (414 amino acids)
Biological process (GO): protein dephosphorylation
Cellular component (GO): nucleus; cytoplasm; protein phosphatase 4 complex
Molecular function (GO): protein phosphatase regulator activity
Source: RefSeq, a predicted model, not a curated record
GCUGGUGGUAGCGGCUCGGGGAGGUGCUCGCUCUCUCGGUUUCGCUCUCUCGCUCGCUUCCCCCGGCUCCCUUCGGUGCCCCUCCCGGUCGCCUGCGUGCCGGAGUGUGUGCGAGGGAGGGGGAGGGCAUCGGGGGGGUGGGGGGAGGCGUUCCGGUCGCCGGGAGACCCGCGGAGGGAGGCGGAGGCUGCGACGGGCUCCGGGAAGCCAUGGACGUCGAGAGGCUGCAGGAGGCGCUGAAAGAUUUUGAGAAGAGGGGAAAAAAGGAAGUUUGUCCGGUCCUGGAUCAGUUUCUUUGUCAUGUAGCCAAGACUGGAGAAACAAUGAUUCAGUGGUCCCAAUUCAAAGGCUAUUUUAUUUUCAAACUGGAGAAAGUGAUGGAUGAUUUCAGAACUUCAGCUCCUGAACCCAGAGGUCCUCCCAACCCUAAUGUUGAAUAUAUUCCUUUUGAUGAAAUGAAGGAAAGAAUACUGAAAAUUGUCACUGGAUUUAAUGGUAUUCCUUUUACUAUUCAGCGACUGUGUGAAUUGCUAACAGAUCCAAGGAGAAACUAUACAGGAACAGACAAAUUUCUCAGAGGAGUAGAAAAGAAUGUGAUGGUUGUUAGCUGUGUUUAUCCUUCUUCAGAGAAAAACAAUUCCAAUAGUUUAAAUCGAAUGAAUGGUGUUAUGUUUCCUGGAAAUUCACCAAGUUAUACUGAGAGGUCUAAUAUAAAUGGGCCUGGAACACCGAGGCCACUUAAUCGACCAAAAGUUUCUUUGUCAGUGCCCAUGACAACAAAUGGCUUGCCUGAGAGCACAGACAGCAAAGAUUCAGACUUACAGCAAAACGAGGACAAAAAUCACAGUGACUCUUCAGCAUCUGCACCAGACGGUUCCUCAGUGAGCCCUAUAAAAAAUAAACAUCCAGACGAAGAUGCUGUGGAAUCUGAGGGGCAUGAGGUAAAAAGACUCAGGUUUGACAAAGAAAGUGAAGUCAAAGAGAUGGCCAGUCAAACAUCUUCCAGUGAAAUUUCUUCAGUUAUGGUUGAAGAAACAGAAGCAUCGUCGUCAUCUCAGGAUAAAGACAAAGAAAGUUGUACCACGCAGCACUGUACAGAAGUGGAUGAAGAAGAGGAUGAAGAGGAAGAAGAAGAGUCUUUUAUGACAUCAAAAGAAAUGACCCCAGAAAGAAAAAAUCAAGAAAAAGAAUCUGAUGAUGCCUUAACUGUGAAUGAAGAGACUUCUGAGGAAAAUAAUCAAAUGGAGGAAUCUGAUCUGACUCAAGCUGAGAAAGAUUUACAUUCUGAAGGUAGUGAAAAUAUAGGCCCUGUAAGUAGUGGUUCUGAUUGCCAUGAAAAAGAAGAAUUAGUAGGAUCCAAUUCCAGUAAAACUGGAGAGAGUCCCUCGGAAUCAUCCAUGGAAAAUGACGACGAAACCACAGAAGUCACAGAUGAACCAAUGGAACAAGACUAACUGUUUAGCAACAUUUAGAUGCAGUAUUUUACAUACAGUUCUGGUUUUACACUGUAUAAACCUUUUAUGUAAUAAAGUGGACCUUUAGUUUUAAAAGAGAAGCAGGUUGUAAAGUACUUUAUGGGGUAAAUCCUGAAAGAGUUGUACAUGUAAGAACUGUGAAUAUCAGCUCCUCUGGGUCCUGCUUACCGCUGACUUUUUUUGGUCUGGUCAAAUCAGUGGUUUGUGUAUAGUUUUUUUUUUUUUUUUAAUUUAGAAUAAAAAGUUUUUAAACUGGAAGAUAGUAAUUAUAAUUUUGAAAACCUUUUGGAGAUUAUCACAUUUAGUUUAUACAUAUGAAAGAAAGUUUUUUGUCUUGUCUCUUGCUGACAGCUCUAGCAGUUUUCAUAUUUUGGUCAUAGUUUCAACAUUUUAACGUGAAUUAGAGGGUUUCAUGCUGGUUUCCAGAUUUUAUUGUUUAACUAUGUACAAUGGAACUUUAAGUCAUAUAUACAUACAUACAUAUAUAUAUAUGUAUAUGUACACACAUACACACACAUUAUUCUAAGGGGGGAAAUGUUAUAUUUUUCUGUUUCUAUAAGAGAUGACUACAGUGUAUACUUUUUCUAUUGGUAAUGAUUGAGUUCACCUCUCUCAGAAGACACUUUCUUUCUCUUCUGAGUAAUUCAGAUAAAAUCUGGCCCUUGUGAAACCCUGGAAAUCUUAAGUCUGUUGAUGUACCAGGUUAAACACAUUCCAAGAGAUCCCUCAAACUAAAAUUCUUUUGUAUACUUCUGAGGUGCCUGAAAAAAGACUUCAUUAUUUAUGAGAAAAUGUGCUUUAUCUUGGAAAUUGUGUUCAAACAUUAGUUGACUAUUUUGUAGAAUGAAUGCUUAUAAAGCUGACAUAAGACCAUCUCAGAAGAACCAGGCAGGUUCCUUGACCUUUCGCUUGCUUUUCUGAACAUUGUGAAUAUUACACAUUUCUUUUUAAAUUAUUCUAGAGUGUGCAGAUGUCAUGGUUGAAACACCACUGUACUGGAAGAAUUAAUAUAUUACUUUAGUAAUAUACCGGAGCUAAAUGACUGAAGCUUUAGGGGUGUGUAGAAACCACCAUAAUUUGUAUGACAUUUUGAAGUGAAUUAAAUAUUUUUGAACAUGCUUCUUUGACAGCCAGUGUUAUAUUUUUCAGAUCAACACAAAGCACAAUGAUUACUCUAAACUCAAAUAUUUUCAAAUUCACGUAUUUGAAGUCAUGCAAAGCUGCAACUUCCCUGUCAAAAUUACUGGCUGCCAAAUUUAUACCUGUUUCUUCAGCUGUACCUUUUGAUAUUUAGAAUUUUUAAAUUUCUGUAGAUUUUGUAGGAUGUAAUGUGUUCACUGCCUUUGUGAAGCGGUAUAUAAUUGUAUAAUUUCUGUGUGUAAACUGAAUGCUUGGGCUUUCAAUACAGUAUUCCUAUAAAGCAAUAAAUAUUAAUGUUCUGAAAUAUUCGAGUACAUUUUUAUCAAAAUAUAAAAGAAUCCCUUCUUAAGUUUCCGAUAUCUGAAGUACACAGAUGAACUUAUAAAUCUGAUGCAAACAGUUUUUGACACUGUAUCAUAAUCUUUGGGGUAAUUUGGGUGGCAACCACAAGUUUAAAGUUUUGACUAGUUGCUAAUGACUAAAAAUAAAAUGAUUUGGCUCCGUUUAUAUUUGUAGGGUAAUAUACUACUGACUGACUUAAUUGUCAAGUUCACAGCAGCUAGAUGAUAUAUUUGUAUGUCUAAUAGUUGAAAUUAAAACUGAAUUUACUGUGCCCAAGAGGGGAGAAAAAUCACACAUUGUAAAUUUUUAAAAAGUUUUUUGCAAAAAUGUUAAAGUGAAGCAAAUUUUAAAUGUAACAUUCAUAUGUAAUAACCUAUUACUUUAUUUUGUUGAGGGAUAUUUUGCCAAUAAGAACAGAUUUAAAGAAUUUUAAGUUUAGAAAUUUAGAAAUUUUCUUUAGAAUAUUUAUGGAAUUAUUGUCAAUAAACCUAUUCUUUAAGAUCCUG